AGAAAGUGCAUCCAGCUCUCAGUCAUUCAUCUCUUGGGGAGAGGAGAGGAAACUAAAGCAGGACGGCAAAAGAAACAUUUGAAAUCAAGAAAAAAAAGGAAGAUCCUUUGUUUAAUCUUUGAUUUAAGACGCUUCUCACUCCAACCUCAAACAAUUUUCUCUCUUCAUCUUCAUUUUUGUACCCAAGAAUAUUUUGCUGUUGCAAGUAUUUCACAUCACUCCUUCUACUCUGCAUGAAGAUACUUAACUUCUUCUCCUCUUGCAACCGGGGACACUAAAACUACAGAUUUAGGAAUCAAUCGCCAAAUCUGUGCCUGUUUUUGAAAGGAUCCCUGCAUCAAAAGCAUCUCUUGCAACUUGAAUGUCCUUACAACUUGAACAGAGAGUGGAGCCCUUCGAUGAAGCGUGCAUAAAGGGACCGGUUGGCUUUUUCGGGAGGUGUAGGAGAAGGCGACUUGAGGAGGACGUACUGGGAUCAGAGCGCUCCUGGAAGAGCUCCGGGAAGAGGAGGAGUGGGGCACGUCAUGCUGAGAGAGAGCAUCCUCCCAGCCUUCUCCCUCCCUACAAACACACACCCUUAAGACAGCACAGCUACAGUAAUCUUAUAAAGUUACUGUAGGUGGAUUUCAUAGAAGUAUUUUAAAAACCUCCUUAGUACCAUACAGUAAGAUUAACACAAAAUUUACAAAAGUAAAUUAAGGUUUCAGAUAAAUUCAUCACUGGGUUCCAUAGACAUACUAUAAGCCAUUAAAAAAGGGAUAUUAUAGGAAUAUUGUAGAGUUUUGUCAGAGGCGCACACAGACACCCAGGACGCCCAAGCACGCCGCCGCAGAAUGGAUCUCGCACCAAUCAGAGGUUUAUCUGAUGUCCCGUGAGUGUUGGGAGAACCUUGCCGCAGCCCCGGCCUGCAGCCCUGGUGCCACCCAGCCUGGCACACCAGGAUGGACGCUGCUCAUUCCUUCAGGAUGGAGCUGGAUGGGCUGGACCUCCAAGAGGUCCCAGUGCUGUCGCUCGACCAGAUACGUGCCAUACGGGCCAACAAUGACUAUGUGGAUAGGCCCGUGACGCUGGAACCGGCAUCGCAGUCCGGAUUUUUCUAUGCCCAUGAUGACCGUUACCCUAAUGGAGUAUACCCACACUACCCCCAGGCUUCCUUCCACUCAGCCCUGCCUCGCAGCCAAAGUCAGCAGCAGCACGCUCACCUUACCCACCUGAGCCGUUCCAGUACCAUAAGCUCUUCCAUGUCUCGGACCAGUGCCACUUCGGACCAGCGGCUACUGGCAGGCUUGACACCUUCUCGCUCUGGCCUUGGUUCGGUGGUCCGUUCUCAGCCUAAAGGAGAACUCAAGCCUGAUGAUUCAUUGGGUAAAGGCCUGACAGAUGACGAGCUGGGCCUUCAUUCAUUCAUCUGCGAGCGGUGUGGUCGCUGUAAGUGCCAAGAGUGCUGCGCCCCCCGCCGCCUGCCUUCCUGUUGGGCCUGUGGACAACGCUGUCUGUGCUCUGCUGAAAGUGCUGUGGAGUAUGGCACCUGUUUGUGCUGUGUUAAAGGCCUGUUCUACCACUGCUCCGCCCAGGAUGACGAUGAUAACUGUGCUGACCGGCCGUGCUCCUGUGCUCCAGCCCAUGCUUGUGCACGCUGGGGCACCAUGGGGCUGCUGGCGCUCUGCCUGCCCUGCCUCUGCUGCUACCCCCCUGCCAGGCUGUGCCUUGCCCUGUGCCAGUGUGUCCACGACCGCACGACGCGCCCUGGCUGCAGGUGCAGCAACACCAACACUGUGUGCCGCAAGAUCUCCGCCUCCAAUCCUAACCCUGGUCAUCCCUCGCUCCGCAGCAAGGCCCUUGAGAAGCCGUUAUGACAGGUCUAGAUGGGGGCCAGGUAAAUCCAUUUCCCCUCAGCUGUCGCCAAAGCAACGCUGUCGCCAAUCAACAGUGCCACAGCUGACAUUGUGACGACAAUGCCAUUGUGACCUAAAUACCUAUAUUCGACAAGCUGACAAGCCAACCAACCAACUAUAAAGUGUUGUUCACCUAAUGUACCUUGAAUUUAUUUCAUCUCCAGCUCAGGAGGGACCAAAGCUUUACUGUGCCUGUUAAUGUCGGAGACUUCAUAGACUAAAACAAAAUCGCAUCUAGACGAAGAAGCUGUCGUGUUUUGCUGGACUGCCCUUCAACCUUAACCGUGACUUCCAGACAGAAAUCAACUAUCUCCGUAUUCUAGGGUGUAAUCUGGACGUGUUAAAAUCUAUUUACGUAUUGUUGAACCUCGUUCCUCCCCAACCUCUGAAAAGAGAACGCACAGAGCACAGAGCUAGACCAAAUCAGGAAGGAAAGAUGCCUGUGGCGAUGUCGAUGGUCUAGGCCAACAAGGUUUCUGUCCUCUAUAAAGAGAUAAUCAGAAGAAGCACGAGUGAUUGCGGACUUAGACCACAAUGACAUUCAGAAAACUCUACAAAAGCUUAAAGAUCAUGAAUGAAUGAAGAAAACAAUGUUGUGCCACGGUGCAUAUCUGAGUGGGAGCAAAGCACCAAGGCAUAAAGUGAGAACAAAGACACUUGUAGCACAUCUACAACAACAGUUUGACACCAACAAAGGGGCCAUGCACUGUACGAGCGGAGUGAAUUUAAAUGCAAUUAAGCUCAUUUGUAAAGGAAAAGCACUGUGAGGUAGAUGGACAAUGUUUUUCCUAGCAGCCAAGAGCUGAAUGGGUGAUUAUUUAACUGGAGCGAGGGUGCAUCCAUUGUCACUAGGCAGUGUGUGUGUGUGUGUGUGUGUGUGUGUGUGUGUGUGUGUAUAUGUGUACUCCUACUGUAAAACAAUCUGUGUAUGGAGAAGCUGUGUGUAUGUUGUUCUGUCAGCAGAAGAAGCCUCCCUUGUCUUAUUUUUAGCACAGAUGCUUCAGAGGAGCUGAGGGUCUGGUCAGGUUUCCUCCCGAAGUCAGUCUGUCGCCAACCUCCCUCCUCUGACCGACCUCCUUCACUGCCCCCACCUCCAUCCUUCUCUCAUCAUCCUCUCCCACAUUUAAUCCACUCUCCUCCAAUCCUCUAAUCAAAUGAUGUUUUCUCUGAACCAUGUUUGUGUCUUGCUCUAAUUCAAGCAGUCAGUUAGUACCUUGAUCCAGAAUGACAUAUGGUGAGAAAUCAGCACGAUACGAUAACAAACGAUAUCAUGAAAGUAAAGACUUUCCCAAGCAAAAGUAAUUUUUGCACAGUGGUGAAGUAGCUAAAUCAAGUAAUUUGGUCCUCUA
This is a messenger RNA of Etheostoma cragini (Arkansas darter), 3244 nucleotides long. Its product is annotated as protein sprouty homolog 3. Lineage: Eukaryota; Metazoa; Chordata; Actinopteri; Perciformes; Percidae. The transcript has 2 exons. Gene Ontology annotation, biological process: multicellular organism development; animal organ development; negative regulation of Ras protein signal transduction. Gene Ontology annotation, cellular component: membrane; cytosol. The coding region runs from base 942 to 1856 and encodes 304 amino acids. The record is from RefSeq and is a predicted model, not a curated record.